Messenger RNA from Choloepus didactylus (southern two-toed sloth), 1440 nucleotides. RefSeq names its product centromere protein Q-like. Lineage: Eukaryota; Metazoa; Chordata; Mammalia; Pilosa; Megalonychidae. Bases 97 to 573 code for a protein of 158 amino acids. The transcript has 2 exons. The record is from RefSeq and is a predicted model, not a curated record.
CUUUCGACUGUUUGGGCGCCAGUUACUCUGAGCGGUGUUCCAAGUGGAGUUAAUGAUUUUUGAAGCCAUGUUAUAAUUGUUCCCACUAAUAUCAGGAUGCCUGACAAAGCAAAUGCCUCCAAGAAAAAAUCUCAAAAGUUAAAAAGAAAUCCAAAAAGAAAAAUUGAUGAUGAAGAAAAGGAGUUGGCAGAGAAAGAGAGCAAUUUUAAAAAUUCAAUAUCAUCUCAACUGCCUGAACAAAAGGAAGAAAUAGAUAAAAUAGUGGAGACCACAGAGUCAAUGACUGGGAAUAUUCAAAGCCUCAAAAGCAAACUUCAGGUUCUGACAAGUGAGGUGGAUGAAGAGGAAGAGAAGGUGAAAAAGAUAUUUCAAAUGGAUGGUAGUGAGGUACUCUCUCUUCCAGAACUUUCUCAGAACAGUCUCAAAGCACCAAUACUUCAGAAAGAAAUUUUGAUGCUUAUCCCAAAUCAGAACGCUCUUCUAAAGGACUUGGAUGUUCUUCAUAAUUCAUCCCAGAUGAAGGAUAUGUUCACUUUCAUUGAAGAAGCCUACAAGAGACUUGAUGCCUCUUAAGUUUUUAUAGGAGAUUGUUUUAUAUUAAUUUAAAGCUUGUGAAUUUAUAUAGCUGUUAGCCUACCGUGAUACUUCAGAGGCUGAGGCUUCUGUGGGAAUUAUUAUCCCUUAAUAAUUACAUGUACUCUAAAAUUAGCCUGUGCAGAUCUGCUAUAAGCAUCUAGUAUAGUCCUGGAGACUCUGUUUUAGCAACUGGCAAGCCUGGAAAAAUCACAUUUAUUAUUUGCUACAUCUCUGGUUGUUUGCCUGGAACCAUUAAAUAAGAACCACCACAGUCCAUUAGUUAAUAGUGGCUGAAUGGAGGUCAUUUAUUGCUUAGUGCAGAUAAAAUAUGCUACAAGUUAAUAUAUGUAGUCUUUGUGUGGUACCUAGUACCUAGUUUGCUAUCGUUAAUAGCAUUUACCUGGUCUCUUGCAGUUUGUAUCUGGUCAACUAGAUCCUGAGAAACCCCCAAAUGCCUUUAGUCUUUUACAGAACUCCCUAGUCUUUUUGUGAAGUAGUUAAGAUUUGCCAGGUGCCUUUAACUGUGAAGGUAGCAUCAACAUUUUAUUUCUUUGGCUGAAUUAGUGAAUAGAUAUUGAAUAUUUAUUUUCCACUGUGAUCAAAGCAUGUUUUUUUUUUUUCAGAAAACUAUUAAAAAGAAAUUCCUAAGCAAGUUUAUUCUCUUUAGUGACCCCUUUAAACAAAGACCAAACAAAAGAACCUUUCUUUCUAAAACAUUUUUUUCCUCACUGUGGUAAACGUAUGUAUAUAUGUGACUAAAUUAUCACUACUAUAUGGAGAAAUCAUUUCUAACCAACUACAGUCUGUAGCAUGAGUUACUUUUAUCUAUUUGUGAAAUAAAAUCACUAAAAUUUCAUUAUUUUU